AUAAAAAUUCUAGCAAAUAUUCUUAUACCACAUAUAGAACAAAGAGAAUAAUAAUACCCCUGACAGGAUCGAAGCUUUCUAGGAGUUUAAUAAAAGGUUUUUCUCCUAAUAAAUAAUUGUUGGUUUCCAGACUGAAACGUGAGAAUGGAUUGGUCCCCAAAAAGUGCUGCCAACACAUAUCUUGACACCCUUAAAUUGUGUAGCAAGCAAAAUGAAGAUUGCGGUUCUUCUGGAACACAAGAACCCGACGGAGCCGAAUUCAUAUCAGCACUAGCAGCGGGAAUGAGUGCCAAAUUGAUGGUGGAAGUAACCUCUGAAGUCUCUCCCUCAACUGUGGCCUUAGCAGCAGCAGCUCGUCAAACAGGAGGUAAACUCGUCUGCAUUAUUCCGGAACAGAAGCUGGACAAGACACAAAAAGUGAUUGAAGAAACGGGGCUAAAUGACAUGGUAGAGUUCAAGACAGGGGAUCCUGUUGAUGUCUUGCCUAAUUACGAGAAUGUCGAUUUCUCUCUCGUUGAUUGCAAGGCUAAAAAUUACGAUAUGUUGAUCGAAAAACUUGAUGUAAACCAAGAAAGAUCGGUUGUUAUUGCAAACAAUGUAGAAAGGAAAAAAGGGGUAAGGAAAAUUGAAAAAAGUAGUGCAGAAUGAGGUUAAAGUAAGAUCAACUAAGCAUCCUAUAGGUAAAUGAUUACAGGUUACUAUGAUAGAAAAAAGAAGAUUAGGAAGUCAUAAUCAUGGUCAUCAAAGAGGAGAGAAAAAGAAAGGAAAAGGGAAA
Molecule: messenger RNA, 775 nt
Organism: Capsicum annuum
Lineage: Eukaryota; Viridiplantae; Streptophyta; Magnoliopsida; Solanales; Solanaceae
Exons: 3
Coding region: 145-648 (167 amino acids)
Source: RefSeq, a predicted model, not a curated record